Molecule: messenger RNA, 675 nt
Organism: Penicillium malachiteum
Lineage: Eukaryota; Fungi; Ascomycota; Eurotiomycetes; Eurotiales; Aspergillaceae
Exons: 1
Coding region: 1-675 (224 amino acids)
Source: RefSeq, a predicted model, not a curated record
AUGGACGAUAUUCCAUUUCAGGAGUACCCUGAUACGACCCAACGGAUUCAACUUCCAGUCCAUGAUGCACCAUCGCAAGCCAUAGCCUAUAACCAGCCCACUAUGGAGAACCAGGGACAGACCUCACACCAUGCCCAAGUUUCUAGUGAAAGAAGACGCUCGCUGGUCGAACAGGAGAUGAUAGAGGGAUUCAGAGAGAAUGCGGGCCAGUUUGAGCGACGAAAUGCUGCAGUUGAAAGACUUGCUGCUCGUGAGCGUGAACGCACUGCUCGACAAAGUCGACACAGCUCUGCUCAGACAAGAUUGAUUGCUGAGCAUAUUACUCGUGUUGAAGCGGCCCGUCGGAGUGAACAGGUUCAAUACCAGAGAAAUCUUCAACACCUCGACUCGUCAUCGUCUCGAGGUAUAACACGGGUGGUCUUGGACAGGCAGGAAUUGGUUACAGUCUUUGAGGAAGCUUUUUACAACCUGAGAGAGUAUUCUCAUGGGUACAGAAACUAUCAGGCUCCUCCCUCUUCCCCUUCUACUUCUACUUCUCUUUCUCUGUCUCUUUCUCCUUCCCGGGCACUGCACUUUGGUAGUAGUGAAGGUGGUGAUAGUCAAAGCUUUCAUCUUACGGGAAGUUCUCCGGAAAGAGGAAGGUCUCCAACUCCUCGCACACGACGUCUCUCGUAA